AUGAACGAAGACGCUUCUCUGUACGCAGAAACCUGCGAUUUACAAAAAAGAGACGCUGCUUGUAUUUUAGACACCUACUCGGGGUUAUUAAACUGGGGAGAUGGUGAUCACGUAAUGGAUAUUGGUGCCGGAGAAGGAUCUAACUUAUCUUUGAAACUACUCGAGUUUGCAAGAAGCAGAUGCGACGAUGAAAGGGUUAGUUACCGUCAGAUGGACAUUUCUUCGAGGACGUUUCCAGAGGAGUUUCGUGGACGCUUUGAUCACAUUUUUUCGUUUUAUUGUUUGAAUUGGGUUGUUGGUGCAGAUGAGAAAGCACAAGCGAUGAAAAACAUCUUCGACAUGUUGAAACCAGGAGGUGACAUAGUCUUCACGAUCAUUUCCUGUACUCCGAUUUACGAUUUUUGGGAAAAUAUGGCUAAAACUGACGAGUGGGCGCCGUAUUCGAAAGACGUAUCUGAUUUGGUUUCUCCGUAUCACCACUUGAAAGAACCCAGUUAUACUUUACGAAAGUAUCUAGAAGACGCCGGAUUUGUAAUUCAUGUGUGGAAAGUUGAUAAUUGCUCUUACGAGUUUUCAGAUUUUUUGAUUUUUUUGAAAUUGGCAUUAUCAGUAAAUCCGUUUUUCCAGUCGCUUCCGGAAAAUCGACGUGCCAAAUUCGUCGAGGACUACGCCAAAGAGAUUAGAAAACAUCCUAAAGUCACUAUUACUCCAGGCGGCGACGCAAAUAACAACGUGCUCUUUGAACCGAGUUCGACUUUGUUUGCUCGAAAUAUUCCCGAUCAAUUAAUUAAAGCAUCAUUUGGACUGUAUGCUAGCGAUAUUUGUAGGAUCCUUGAGGGGCUUAACGCUCAUUAG
Zophobas morio is the source of this 855-nucleotide messenger RNA. Its product is annotated as juvenile hormone acid O-methyltransferase-like. Lineage: Eukaryota; Metazoa; Arthropoda; Insecta; Coleoptera; Tenebrionidae. Gene Ontology annotation, molecular function: S-adenosylmethionine-dependent methyltransferase activity. The record is from RefSeq and is a predicted model, not a curated record. Bases 1 to 855 code for a protein of 284 amino acids. The transcript is spliced from 5 exons.